GUUGACCUCUAGAUGAAUCUCACUUUCGAGAGUUCGUGGUUGGCGUGAACAAAAUUAGACAUGGAGAGAAAUGAAAAAAAAGUAUUGGUGACAGGAGCAUCAGGUUACUUAGGCAGUAAACUCUGCCAUACUUUACUCAACAAUGGCUACUCAGUCCGUGCUUUUGUCCGCCAUACUAGCAACCUCUCUUCUCUUCCUUCUCCUUCUUCUCCCAACUUCCAACUCUCAUUCGGCGAUGUAAAUGACAUUUCUACCCUUCACUCCGCUCUUUCCGGUUGCCACGUCAUCAUCCAUUCUGCUGCCCUUGUUGAGCCUUGGCUUCCUCAUUCCUCUUCUUUCUUCAAUGUUAAUGUUGGAGGGUUGAAAAAUGUAAUUCAAGCUUAUAGAGAUAGUAACACGGUUCAGAAGAUAAUUUAUACGUCGUCGUUUUUCGCUCUCGGACCUACUGAUGGCGGCGUCAUUGCCGAUGACAAUCAGGUACACCAUAAGAAUUUUUUUUGUACUGAAUAUGAGAAAUCAAAGGUUGAAGCUGAUGCAAUAGCAGUACAAGCUGCAUCAGACGGGGUUCCGAUUGUAUUAGUUUAUCCCGGAGUUAUCUACGGUCCUGGCAAGCUUACUGCUGGAAAUGUAGUAGCUAAAUUGCUAAUUGAGCGGUUUAAUUGGAGGCUACCUGGUUAUAUUGGACAUGGAAAUGACAGAUUUUCUUUUAGUUAUGUUGAUGAUGUGGUGGAGGGACACAUAGCAGCUAUGGAAAAAGGUCGUUUGGGUGAACGAUAUUUGCUUACAGGAGACAAUGCAUCAUUCAAGUAUGUUUUUGAUGCUGCAGCUGUCCUUACCAACACGAGUAAGCCACAUUGGAGUAUUCCCAUGUGGGUGAUAGAGGCUUAUGGAUGGAUUUCAGUUCUUUUUGCACGGAUUACCGGAAAGUUGCCAUUGCUCAGUCCCCCGACUGUAGCUGUAUUGCGGCAUCAAUGGGCAUAUUCAUGUGGAAAAGCAAAGAAUGAGUUGGGUUAUAACCCAAGGAGCUUGAAGGAUGGCUUAGAAGAGGUGCUUCCUUGGUUGAAGAAUUCAGGCUACAUAAAGUACUAAUUUACGGAGUAUACUCCGCAGUUGCACUAAAUUGCUAUGCUGCUGUAGUACUAAUUAGUAACCGUGUAAUUGCCUUCGAGGGUGUUGUUGCUUGUUGCCCUUGUUGCUGUGUUUUCUACACUGUACAUGAAACUUGAGCUGGGUCUUUCACUUGUAGACCCAGAGGAGGCGAUAAUCCUCGAGUUAAAAUUCUAAUGUUCAGUAAACACAUGCCUUAAUAUAAGGUUGUGUUCUCUUCAA
Molecule: messenger RNA, 1329 nt
Organism: Beta vulgaris subsp. vulgaris (sugar beet)
Lineage: Eukaryota; Viridiplantae; Streptophyta; Magnoliopsida; Caryophyllales; Amaranthaceae
Exons: 5
Coding region: 61-1089 (342 amino acids)
Biological process (GO): steroid biosynthetic process
Molecular function (GO): 3-beta-hydroxy-Delta5-steroid dehydrogenase (NAD+) activity
Source: RefSeq, a predicted model, not a curated record